AUGUCGACCUCCUUCGACUUCGACAACGACUCCCACCGCCGCUUCGACCCCCUCCGCAACACCUGGGUCCUCUGCUCCCCGCACCGCACAAACCGCCCCUGGCAAGGCCAACAAGAAAAACCAUCCACUACUACUCUUCCAACAUACGGUUCGGAAUGCUAUCUCUGUCCCGGUAACAUGCGUGCACAGGGGGAUCGGAAUCCAGUGUAUGACAGCACGUACGUUUUCGAGAACGAUUUCGCUGCGGUCAAGGUCGAGCAACCCGAUUUCCCACUCACGCAACCGAACCAGGAGGAUAUUGAGGCAGGGGAUAAAUCGAGUCUAUUAUUGAGAGCUGAAGGAGUGAGAGGGAAAUGCUACGUCAUCUGCUUCAACCCAGCUCACAACACGACCCUUGCCGAACUUCUCGCCCACGCUCUGCUUCCCGUCAUAUCCGCCUGGAAAUCCAUCUACUCAUCCCUCGCUCAACGAGCCGCACAGGGGGAACCCUUCCGGUAUGUCCAGAUAUUCGAGAACAAGGGCGAUACGAUGGGAUGUUCGAACCCACACCCGCACGGGCAGGUAUGGUGCACGGACUCCAUCCCGACCGAACCCAGUACUGAACUCACCAACAUGACUGCUUACAAAACUCAACACGGGACCUGCUUGUUGUGUGACUAUGCAGCGUUGGAGAGUUCGGCGGAGGGAAAACCACGCGUGGUGUUGGAAAACGAGGAUUGGAUUGUUGUCUGUGAAUGGUGGGCGACAUGGCCCUUCCAGACUCUCCUCCUCCCUAAACGGCAUAUCCCGUCCCUCCUCGACCUGACUGAGGAGGAAACCGCGAGUUUUGCGGACAUUUUGUCGAGGUUGACGUGUCGGUAUGACAACCUCUUCGAGACAUCAUUUCCAUAUUCGAUGGGAAUACAUCAAGCACCACUUAAGGGGAAGGGAACGGCAUGUGAAGAGGAUGGGUGUGAUAUCGCACAUUUACACGUUCAUUUUUAUCCGCCGUUGUUGAGGAGUGCAACCGUGAGGAAGUUCUUGGUUGGGUUUGAGAUGAUGGGGGAAGUACAACGGGACUUGACGCCGGAGAUGGCGGCGGCGAGGUUGAGGGCGUGUGAUGAGGUCCACUACAAGAAUAAGGUUGUCGAAGGAGAGAACGAGCAGUAA
Saitoella complicata NRRL Y-17804 is the source of this 1149-nucleotide messenger RNA. RefSeq names its product galactose-1-phosphate uridylyltransferase. Gene Ontology annotation, molecular function: zinc ion binding; UDP-glucose:hexose-1-phosphate uridylyltransferase activity. Gene Ontology annotation, biological process: beta-D-galactose catabolic process via UDP-galactose, Leloir pathway. The transcript has a single exon. Lineage: Eukaryota; Fungi; Ascomycota; Saitoellomycetes; Saitoellales; Saitoellaceae. Gene Ontology annotation, cellular component: cytoplasm. The coding region runs from base 1 to 1149 and encodes 382 amino acids. The record is from RefSeq and is a predicted model, not a curated record.